Molecule: messenger RNA, 1629 nt
Organism: Yamadazyma jaroonii
Lineage: Eukaryota; Fungi; Ascomycota; Pichiomycetes; Serinales; Debaryomycetaceae
Source: the annotation of a GenBank genome assembly
AUGAUGUACAACUAUCACCCAACCACCUACGAAAAACACAUUGACAUUGGCUCGUUCAAAGGUUUACACUAUGAGGAAUUAAACACAAAACAAGUUUUAGGUGUUCCGUUUGCUACUGUUCCUGGAAGGUUCAGAAAAUCUCAAUUGAACGACAAUUGGGCUCAUCAAUUGGAUGGUACCAAAUUAGGUCCACUGAUCCCCCAAGUGAAAAGACCAACCUACCCCAUUCCUGUCUAUGAUAGACCUUGGUUGAAUGUUCCUGGGUCUGAUGAAUUUGGACUCAAUCUUAAUAUAAGUAUUCCUGAAGUACCCAAAUCAGGACCUGAAGUACCCAAACCAGGACCUGAAUCAGAAAAGUUGCCGGUAAUGGUAUUUAUUCAUGGUGGGGCAAACACUUAUGGAGCAGGUAAUUCAUGUAUCUUCGAUGGGUUGCAAUUGGCCCAUUUGUCUUAUAAGUUAGGUAAACCAACUAUUGUAGUGACAUUCAAUUACAGAUUAGGUUCAUUUGGAUUUUUAGCUUCGAAAGAUUUAAAGGAAUACAAUUCCAAGUUUGGAGAAAACGGUGUAGGAAACUACGGAAUUUCUGAUCAAAGAAAUGCUUUACUUUGGGUGAAUAAGUAUAUUGAAUAUUUUGGAGGCGAUAAGCUGAAAAUUACUUUAUUCGGACAAUCAGCAGGUUCACAAGCAUCUCAUUUAAUGGUGCUUAAGGAUGAGGGUCUUUUCAAUAGAGUUAUCCUUCAAAGUGGUUUAACACCUUUAUGUGGAGUGUUCACCGUUGAACAAUAUGACGUUAUAUAUUUCAAGUUGCUUAAGAAAUUGGGUAUUGAUACCACGCUCUCUCCAGAAGAAAGAGUAAAAGCUUUGGUAGAAACCAAUUGGGAAGAUUUGAUGAAUGCAAAUGAAGAAAUAUUCCCCAUUCCCUGUGUAACUAUGGCUUAUACUGAAGAUAAUGAGGUUUUACCUUCAUUUCCUUCUUGGAAAGAUUUAGGGAAAAAGGUUGAUCACAAAAUUUUGAUUGGUGAUUGUGCUAACGAAUGUAUAAUCUGGAGUUUUACUUAUAAAGAUAUGACGGCCAAUGAUUUCAUUGAGGUAUUGUAUGACAAAUGUUCAUCUAAAGAAGUAGCCAAUACAUUCAUUGAUCUUUAUGGAAUCAAAUCUGAUUUGAGUAAAGAUGAAAUCUUCCACAAAAUCGAAGACUUAACUUCCGAUGCUAUGUUCCGUUUACCAAACUAUCUUUUCUACAAUGCCAAUCCUUCAUCUUUGGUAUACCAUUUCAAACAAACUUCAACUUAUAAUCAUGAUUGGAAUGGUUAUGCCCAUCAUUCUCUCGAUAAUGUUUACGUUUGGAACCUAUUAAAAGAAUCUUUGCAUGAAAGGGAUAGACCACUUUCAGAUCAAAUGUCCAAACUGUGGGUGCUCUUUGCCAAUGGUGUUGAAUCUUGGGAACCUUAUGGUGAACAUAACAACAUUAUGGUCUUUGGAGAAGAAGGGAAAUCGGGUUUGGCCGGAGAAAAUAGACACAAAGUUUCAAUUUGGAAGAAGAUCAUUGAUUUAGGACUCGUAGAAGAGUUUGGUAGAGUUUGUGAAGAUAUUUGUUUAGCAAGAACCAAUGAUCAUGGGUAUGUUUAG